CAAACAUCAAAUAAUUUGUUCUUUUUCACGUGUUCUCCCUUGCUGUGUGUAUUUUUUAACAAAUUCUUCGACAAAAAUGGCUUUAAAACGUUUAAAAACUAAAAAAUCCAAACGACUAACAUGUCAAAUGAAACAUAAAAUCGAAAAGAAAGUCCGUGAACACACGAGAAAACUUCGUAGGGAUUCGAAGAAAAAAGCCAAAACAGGCAGCAAGAAACAGAAACUUAUUCAAAUUCCAAAUAUUUGUCCAUUUAAAGAGGAUAUCUUAAAAGAAGUUGAAGAAGCUAAAAAACGCCAGGAAGAGGAGAAACAACGUCGUCGUGAGCAACAAAGAUUGGAACGAAGUCAAAAUAAGUUCGCCACAUUGGAGUCAAUGGUCGAGGAUGCUGAUAUGCGUGGAACAGUCCAUACCAUUAUGCAUGAGAAUGAUGUUAAAACAGAAGGAAAGCAGUAUAAGAGUGCAGCUACCAAAGAGAACUCAUUGAAAGCUUAUUUCAAGGAAUUUAAGAAAGUCAUCGAGAAUGCUGAUGUUAUUUUGGAAGUUGUCGAUGUCAGAGAUCCUCUUGGAACACGUUGCACUGAAGUCGAACGUGCUGUUAAAUCAGCCCCCGGAAACAAGCGUUUAGUUCUCAUUCUAAACAAGGCUGAUUUGGUGCCAAAAGAAAAUCUAAAUAGCUGGAUUAAAUAUUUCCGCAAACUUGGCCCUGUUACAGCAUUCAAAGCAUCCACUCAAGAUCAGUCGUCGAAGCUUGGCCGACGUAAAUUGCAUCAGACAAUUAACACCGAAAAGGCGAUGCAAGGUUCUGUUUGUGUUGGAGCUGAACUUCUUAUGUCCAUGUUGGCAAACUAUUGUCGCAACAAAGGCAUUAAGACUUCAAUUCGGGUCGGAGUUGUGGGUAUUCCAAAUGUUGGAAAGAGUUCUAUCAUCAAUUCUUUGACCAGAGGCAAAGCUUGCUCUGUGGGAUGUACUCCUGGUGUAACAAAAGCUAUGCAAGAAGUUGAACUUGACUCAAAAAUAAAGCUUAUUGACUGUCCCGGUAUUGUCUUCUCUACCGGCCAUGAUCCAUCUGGAAAUCAUGUGCCUGCUGUCUUGAAAAAUGCUCAACGUGUUGGUGAUGUCAAGGAUCCCUUUACUAUUGCCGAGAGCGUUUUGAAACGUGCCAGUAAGGAAUACUUUUGUAAAUUGUACGAUGUGAGCGAAUAUGAGACUUUUGAAGAGUUCUUUGCCAAGAAAGCUGCUCGCAUGGGUAAAUUCUUGAAGAGAGGAGUCCCAGAUGUUGUGGCAGCAGCUCGAAGUGUUCUCAAUGAUUGGAACAGUGGCAAGAUCAAGUACUGUACUCAGCCACCAGAAGUGCCAGACACUGAGUCAGCCCAUAUUAGUGCCUCAAUUGUCCACUCAGAAGCCAAGGAAUUUGAUAUCGAAAAUUUCGAGGCGAUGGAGACAGAUAUUUUGAAUACUUUCGAUGUUAAGAAAGAGGAUGUCAUGGAAAUCACAUCGACUGGACCCGUUGAAUACCGACCACCAACAGAAGAUGCUCCAUCUAAUGAAGCAGCUAUUGAUGAAUCGGAGCCUAGAGGCAAGAAGCGAAAAUUGGACGAAGGUAAUGAACGCAAACGCAAAAUUGACCCAACAAUGGAAUUAGAAGGAAAUCAAACACUUAACAAAAACCUGAAGGAACUGCAAAAGCGAAAGAAGAAACAAGGAAUAAGGAGCGAAAAGAAAAUAUCAAAGGUUGCCGAUGUUUUGGAGAAUUUCUCAUUGAACACGAGUGAUGAUAAAUAUGACUUUGACACGGAUUAUGUUGUCAAAGAAUAAUAAUUGCUCGUUUUCUUUUUUUUUAAUUUCUUAUUUUGUGAUGGAAUACUUGUUGCAAAAGUACUCCUUAGGCUUGUUUAAGUGAAUUUUACAUCUAUGUACAUAAAAUUUAAUAAAUAUUUGUAUUAUCUGAGUCAAA
Eupeodes corollae is the source of this 1955-nucleotide messenger RNA. RefSeq names its product guanine nucleotide-binding protein-like 3 homolog (gene Ns1). Bases 77 to 1816 code for a protein of 579 amino acids. NCBI's taxonomy places the organism in Eukaryota, Metazoa, Arthropoda, Insecta, Diptera, Syrphidae. Gene Ontology annotation, molecular function: GTP binding. Gene Ontology annotation, cellular component: nucleolus. The transcript has 7 exons. The record is from RefSeq and is a predicted model, not a curated record.